AAAUUAAAAUAUUUUACAUGGCAUAGCUUCUCACAUUGUGUCACUCACAUAAUUUAUUAAUAUAACUGUAAUUAUGUAUAUAAACUAUUUAUAGUAUCUUACUUUUAGACAAACAUUGCACUAUUACUUUCAAUGUAAAUUUAUGUACAGAAUUGAAAACGUCGUCUAAGUUCAAUAAAACUUAUUAAAUACCUACCACAAAGACAUAACUUUAAAAAACUUAUUAUUAAUUUUGAAUUCUUGUAAUUUUCAACUUAUCAAAAGUCGAAUGCUAUCGAUAAUCGUUCGUUUAUUUGAUGUCACGUCAACAUUCAAUUCCUAUUACGUAUAUAGUUUAUACAUUUAGUUAGGUUAAAAACCAAAUGUUACAAUUGAAUUAGGUUAGGGACAGUUCUAUUUAUGGGACCAUAACCUUAACUAAUAUAUAUAAAUUUGUGAAUAUUAUUUUAAAUUAAACAGGUUUACUUAAUAAUAAAUAUGAAAGUUUGGAGAGAAUCUGCUAGUUUAAUCUUAGCAGCUCGUCAUACACAAAAAUACAUUAAUUCCUCCUUACCCUCAAAUUUUCAGUAUAAUUACAAUUUGUUGUGUUUAAAACGUCAUCAAAAUUCCAAGUUUAUGCCAAAUACUUAUGUAUUUCCUGGUGGCGUGGUGCAUCCCUCAGACGCUGAUUUGAAAUGGCACGAUCUUUUCUCUGCCUUCGGUUUCGAUGUUAAUAGUUUCACGUCUUUAAAACCAACCACAAGUAUGCGUCCUUCUAUUUUUAAAUCAGGCCCAAACGAAUUGCCAAGAGAAAUUUCAUUGCGUAUUACUGCAAUUCGUGAAACCUUCGAAGAAUGUGGCGUAUUAAUCUGCAAGCAAUCAAGAGAAGAUAAUGCUUACCCUGAUUGGGCACAACACGUUAAAAUUUCUGAGAAUGAAUUGGACAAUUGGCAAACAAAGGUGCACAACGAUGCAACAGCAUUUUACUCGUUAUGCGAAAACUUUCAUUGCUAUCCAGAUUUAUGGGCUCUUUACGAAUGGAGCAAUUGGUUAACACCAACUUAUUAUACUAGAAGACGAUACGACACAGUUUUCUAUUUAGCUUGUUUACCAAGCGUGCCUAACGCUGUUCCUGAAGCGACGGAAAUGGUGGAUUCGAAAUGGGAUGUGCCAGGAAGUUUUUUAUUUUCUCCGGGUAUUUUGUUGCCACCUCCGCAACAAUAUGAAAUUGCAAGGAUAGCGAAAUUUGAAAGUAUAGACAAUUUGUUAGAUUUCGCUGUCGAUCGAAGUAAAAUGGGAGUACUUCUGAAUUUGCCGGUGAAGGUGGAGCUGCAGGAUGGAAAAGUGCAUGUUUUACCAGGAGACUCGAUGUACCCUAAGGAUGUUAGUUUAAUCGACGAACAAAUUAUUAAUAGAAGUGAUAUCACUAUUCGUGAAUUUAGAGAAAUAUCACCAACAAAAAACAGGAUGGAAUUUUUUAAUCUUCAAGUAAAGGAACUAUUCGUUCAAAAUUUUGAUAGUACAGAUGGUCAUUUAGCUCCUUUACAAGUGAAAAAUGUCUACAUAACUUCGUUAAAUAAAAAGUCUAAUCUAUGAUCUAUUUAUGUAGCAAUAUACAAUGUUUUUUGAUGCAUAAUCUUGUGCAAUUUUGCUGUGUAAAUGAAACAACGUAUACUAAUGUUUAAUAAAUGUACAAUGUAUUUUUUUA
Messenger RNA from Osmia lignaria (orchard mason bee), 1687 nucleotides. RefSeq names its product acyl-coenzyme A diphosphatase NUDT19. The record is from RefSeq and is a predicted model, not a curated record. Gene Ontology annotation, cellular component: mitochondrion. Gene Ontology annotation, molecular function: hydrolase activity, acting on acid anhydrides, in phosphorus-containing anhydrides. Lineage: Eukaryota; Metazoa; Arthropoda; Insecta; Hymenoptera; Megachilidae.